Messenger RNA from Colias croceus (clouded yellow), 2695 nucleotides. RefSeq names its product retinal rod rhodopsin-sensitive cGMP 3',5'-cyclic phosphodiesterase subunit delta (gene PrBP). Gene Ontology annotation, cellular component: cytoplasm. The record is from RefSeq and is a predicted model, not a curated record. Bases 17 to 490 code for a protein of 157 amino acids. The transcript has 5 exons. Gene Ontology annotation, biological process: sensory perception of light stimulus. Lineage: Eukaryota; Metazoa; Arthropoda; Insecta; Lepidoptera; Pieridae.
UUUAUCAGUGUACACAAUGACGGAGGUUUUACCCGCAGAGGAAAGCAAACAAGACCGUGUUGUCACCAUUCUCAAUGGCUUUCAAAUAAAUUGGAUGAAUCUCCGGGAUGCAGACACAGGUAAAAUCCUCUGGCAGCACAAUGAAGACAUGUCCUGUCCUGACAUGGAACACGAGGCGCGCGUCCCCAAACGCAUAUUGAAGUGUCGAGUUGUGUCUCGAGAGAUGAACUUCAGCUCUAUAGAGAGUAUGGAGAGGUUUCGGCUUGAACAGAAAGUACUCUUCAAAGGGCGUUGUUUAGAAGAAUGGUUCUUUGAGUUUGGCUAUGUGAUACCGAAUUCUACUAACACUUGGCAGUCUAUAAUAGAAUCUGCGCCGGAGUCACAAAUGAUGCCAGCUAAUGUUUUGAAUGGAAACGUCGUAAUUGAAACAAAGUUCUUCGACGGAGAUCUGCUAAUAACAACAUCAAAAGUGCGUUUAUUCUACGUGUAAUUCAAUUUGCACUGCUCAGCAUUUACUGGCAUUUCAUUUAAAGACGCAUUUAAGUACAGUUCUUACUCUAUUUUGGUCUCAGUCCUCAGAAUGUUAUUUUUUCACGGAAAGUAUGUCAUGUCGUAUACAUUACACUAGUAUGUUAAAAAGCCUGCAUUUACAAAUUCUUAUGAGUUAUAAAGAACUUCUGCGUUCGUUCGUUUUCGCCCGAUAAUAGAACCGAUCAGUGAAAAUAAUGCAUUAUGCAAACAUUUAUUUAUUCAAUAGCAUAUAAAAUAAAGUAUCCUCUAUUUUUAUUACCUACAGUCAAUAAAUGGUAGUUAUAUAAAAAUUAAAAAUUGCAUUUUAAUAAAAUAAUAUUUUAUUGUGUUAUUUAUUUUUGUUAAGUAUAUACGUACAGACUAGGAUUUGUUUAAAGUUAUACCUUGUACAAAGUACAUGCGCAGAAUGGUAAUUCGAAAACCGGGCGAGAUGUGAAAAAUCACGUUAGAGUGAAAGAGAAGACCUUUUUUUAUGCGUUCAGGCCCGUAGUGCACGCACUUUAAUAGUAUUUAAGCAGUGAGUGUCAUUCUUACUUUGUGUAUUCACGAAAUUUUAUUCAGGUAUUGAUGUAUAAAUAAUCUAAUACGCCUGCCACACACUCGCCGAGUGGCAUGGGAAGUAACGAGGUAAGGAGGCAGAGACAUAGAGUGGGGCAAUAUUACUCGUCAUGCCACUCGUUAUGCUCCUCGUCCUGCUCACUGCUCCCUAUUUUGUUGGUUUUUGCGCGCGAGUCAAAGGACCGGCAAUACGAGUGCGAGUGGCUGGCCACAUAGCACAUAAUCGCGCGAUCGCAGUCCGCAUAGAGCGCUCGCGCAAGACACAUGCAAAAUUGGAAAUUAUGUGGUCGCCGAGCGUGGAAUUGUAAAAUGAAAAAGCGUUAAUGUUUUUUAUGUUUGAGAACGAUGACGACGAUGUAUAUUUAUUUUUACUACAUAAAUAAAUAAUUACCUAUACUAAAAUUGCAUAGCGCGCACGCUGCCACCCUUUCAACGUCCAUUGUCUCACCAAGGCAAAUGACAAAUGACAAGUGACAAGCGUCGCGAUUAUUUGUGCGAGUAGAGUAGUGUGUGGGCAGAGAGGGCAACGUCGCGGCAAAUCACGGCAGUGCGAUGAGCAGUGCAAGGAGCAUAGUCUGGCAGGCGCAUUAUAUACAUAGAAUUUAAAUUAAAUAAACGUUAAUGGAUCUUUUUUUCCAUUGUGGGAAGAUUGUAGGGCUUCAUAAUAGGUGUAAUUUUAUCACAUAAAACACUCAACUGUCACUUUGACAGCUCCGUAGAUAACCUAAAAAAUUUAUAUAAAUAAUAAAUAUUUAGAGUUCACCAAACAAUAAUGAUUAGCUAUCUGUUUAUUUUAUUACAUUCUCUGUUCAUUUUCCCAAAUAUACCUAAAACGAUCCAAAAAUAUAUUUUUUUAUUAGUUUGUGCAUCCGAUGUUCUCGUAAAAAAUGACGCUCACUAUAAUAUUUGUAAAUUUUCAUUUGUCUAGUCAAUAUUCACCGAUAAGUAUUGCCUUUUAUAAUAAACUAGCGUAAUAUGUAGGUAGAUGUAAAACUUGCUCACACUUACCUUUUAAUAGUUAUAGUAGAAGUUAUUGCGUCCGAGUUAAAUCUUACUAGACAAUACUUUAUUUUAAAUGUAUUGUAUGUUAUUAUUUUUUAAAUGUCUGAGGCUCUGAUACGAAUUAUGCGCUCUAACUAAGAAAAGGAACACCAUAUUGUCAUGUUGUGACGUCACAACUGUUACUUCUAACAAAUAAAUUAGCAUUAAGUUUAUACUUAAAAUUUGAGUCAGGCGAGAUAAAAUAAACUGUUAUAUAUUUACAAACAGCAUUUCUAAAUAAAUCUGAGGACGUUCUCAAUUCGACUGUAUGAUUUUGGGUUUCUUACCUCAGUACUUUCGACUAAAGUGAACUGAUUUUGAUGAUUAUUUUUUUUUAUUUAAGUGACAUUUGACACAAAACUAUUGGUGACUCACCCUCCUAUUCUUAGUUGGAUGGCAAUACAUAAAGCUACAAUACCACAAAAUCUCCAUACGAAUAAGAUAUGCUAUGUAAAAGGAAUAUGUUUAGUUAUGUAAUUUAAAUCAUGACAUAUCAAUGUAAUUAUGUUUUUAUUCAAUAAUAAAAUGUAAAACUUAUCUGAUAAAUUUGAAUUUUCAUUAAUUA